AAGCCGGGGUAUAAAAACCUGCUGGGGGGCGAGGAAGUGUUUGCUUUGACUCAGACACCCAACUGCAGAGCUCCGCUACGGAGGAGGAGGAGGUGCCGCCGUUUUGACUCACUUUUUAUUCCUUCGGAAGGGUCAUUUUAUUCAUGAGAACGGAAAGAGGAUAUUUAAUAUUAAAAAAAAAGUGAGGAACUGGAGCGUGCUCGGUGAGUUUGGGAAGACGGCGUCAUGGCGGUCUCCACUCAACUGGGCUUACUUCUUUGGAAAAACUUCACGUACCGAAGACGACAGACUAUUCAGCUGCUGAUUGAGAUAAUCUGGCCUCUCUUCAUCUUCUUCAUCCUCAUCUCAGUUCGGAUACACUAUCCACCCUACGAGCAGCACGAAUGCCAUUUCCCUAACAAGGCCUUGCCUUCAGCGGGCACCCUGCCUUGGGUACAAGGAAUCAUCUGUAAUGCCAACAACCCCUGCUUCCGGAACCCAACCCCUGGAGAGAGCCCCGGGGUUGUGGGCAACUUUAACGAUUCGAUAAUCUCCCGACUCUUUAAUGAUGCCAAGAAGAUCCUGUUGUACACCCAGAAUGAUAAAAGCUACGAGGGCUACCGUGGGCUCCUGAGGGCCCUCCACAAGUUGCAGAAGAACACCGCCCGUUUCAAGCUGAAGGACUUUUUGAAAGAUAACGAAACCCUCUCCCACUUCUUGCAUCACAACGCCUCGCUUCCCCGUCACGCGCUGAAGCAGAUCGUAGAGGCUGACGUCAAUCUGGAAAAGGUUCUGACUAAGGGUUUUGGCUUCCAUCUCAGAGACUUGUGUAACAAAACACCUCUGGAGGAAUUUGUCCAUAUUGCUGACCGCAAUGUAUCUCGCCUGACGCAAGAGAUUAUCUGCAAGUCGUCCAAGGACUGGCUGAACAAGGCCCAAAGCCACUUCCUGUCGAACUUGGACUUCCUCAAGCCCAUUCGAAAAGACGUAAAGUCGGAUCCCCGGGUAGUUCAGGAAGUCUCGGCUGCAACGGAUUAUCUCCUGGAGAGCCUCGGAGAACUGGCUGUGGAGCUUGCCAGUAUGAAGAGUUGGAAAGACAUGCGAAAUGAGAUCCUGUAUCUCACUGUGAAUGCCACAGGCUCCCCGAAUCAGAUGUACCAGGCUGUGUCACGCAUUGUCUGUGGUCACCCCGAGGGGGGCGGCCUUAAAAUCAAGUCCCUCAACUGGUAUGAGGAUAACAACUACAAGGCGCUGUUUGGAAACCAUGGCAACGACAGCGACAGCGAUCCGAUUUCCGCAUAUGACAACACAUCCACUCCUUACUGUAACAGCAUGAUGCGAAACUUGGAAUCCAGUCCCAUAUCCAGGAUGAUCUGGCGAGCCCUGAAGCCUUUGCUCAUGGGAAAGAUCCUCUACACCCCAGAUACUCCAGCGACGCAGAGGAUAAUCCACGAGGUGAACAAGACUUUCCAAGAGCUGGGCCUGUUAAGGGACCUCGGAGGAAUGUGGGAUGAGAUGAAGCCCAAAGUAUGGAACUUCAUGGAGAACAGUGAAGAGAUAGACUUAGUCAGGACCUUGCUCCAAAAUAACGCCAGCGCCACUUUCCUGAAUACUCAACUCAGUGGGACUGAGUGGCGCGUGUUGGACCUGUCGCGCUUCCUCUCCAAGUCCGUGGUAGACCAAAAAGCUGCAGGGUCAGCAUACACCUGGAGAGAGGUCUUCAACGAAACGGACCAGGCCAUCCAGACCAUUACCCGCUUCAUGGAGUGUGUGAACCUGGAUAAACUGGAGCCAGUCGCAAAUGAAGAGCGUUUAGUUAACAAAUCCAUGGGUCUGCUUGACAACCAGAAGUUCUGGGCAGGCAUUGUGUUUCCUGACAUCGCCCACGGCAACAGCUCCGACUUGCCCUCUAACGUCAACUACAAAAUCCGCAUGGACAUCGACAACGUUGAGAGGACCAACAAGAUCAAGGAUGGCUACUGGGACCCUGGCCCCAGAGCAGACCCCUUCGAGGACUUGCGUUACAUAUGGGGCGGAUUCUCCUACCUGCAAGAUGUGAUUGAACAGGGAAUCAUCCGAGCUGUGACAGGCAGCAAGGAAAAGACUGGUGUUUAUAUUCAGCAGAUGCCCUACCCUUGCUACGUGGAUGACAUUUUCCUACGGGUGAUGAGUCGGUCGAUGCCCUUGUUUAUGACUUUGGCGUGGAUGUACUCCGUGGCCAUCAUCAUCAAGGGAGUGGUCUACGAGAAGGAAGCCCGGCUCAAGGAGACCAUGAGGAUCAUGGGACUGAACAAUGGCAUUUUGUGGCUCAGCUGGUUCAUCAGCAGUUUGAUUCCAUUGCUUAUCAGCGCUGGCUUGUUGGUCAUGUUGUUGAAGACUGGAAACUUGCUGCCUUACAGCGACUCAGGGGUCGUCUUUCUUUUCCUGAGCUCCUUCGGCGUAGUAACUAUCAUGCAGUGCUUCCUUAUUAGCACAUUGUUUUCUCGCGCUAACUUGGCAGCGGCCUGCGGUGGAAUCAUCUAUUUCACCCUCUACCUGCCCUACGUGCUGUGCGUUGCUUGGCAAGACUACAUCGGAUACGGAGCAAAACUUGUUGUGAGCCUGCUGUCUCCUGUAGCUUUUGGAUUUGGCUGUGAGUACUUAUCCCUGUUUGAGGAGCAAGGCGUGGGAAUCCAGUGGUCCAACUUGCUGGCCAGCCCUCUGGAGGAGGAUAGCUACAACCUGACCACCUCCAUUUUUCUCAUGCUCUUUGACGCUGUGCUCUAUGGACUUAUGACAUGGUAUAUUGAGGCUGUGUUCCCUGGCCAGUACGGAAUACCCAGACCUUGGUAUUUCCCUUUCACAAAGACAUACUGGUGUGGCGAAAAAGAGAACCAGAACUUCUCAACGCCUAUGUCCACGAAAGGCAACGCUGAUGCUGUGUGCAUAGAGGAGGAGCCGAGCCACAUUGAGCCAGGUGUUUACAUUGAGAACCUGGUGAAGGUCUACAGCCAUGGAAACAAACUCGCAGUCGAUGGACUAUCCCUGAGAUUCUACGAAGGACAGAUCACCUCUUUCCUCGGCCACAACGGAGCUGGAAAGACCACAACAAUGUCGAUCCUGACAGGGUUGUUUCCGCCCACCUCAGGAACGGCCUACAUCCUGGGCAAAGACAUUCGCUCAGAACUUAGCAACAUCAGGCAAAAUCUGGGUGUUUGUCCCCAGCACAAUGUUCUUUUCAGCAUGCUGACAGUGGAGGAGCACAUCUGGUUCUACGGCCGCCUGAAAGGACUGCCUGCGGAGAUGGUGAAGGCCGAGAUGGAACAAAUUGUUAACGAUGUUGGAUUGCCUCACAAACGACAGUCACGCACCAGCACACUUUCCGGAGGGAUGCAGAGGAAGUUGUCAGUGGCCUUGGCUUUUGUCGGAGGCUCCAAAGUUGUGAUCUUGGACGAACCCACUGCUGGCGUUGAUCCUUAUGCUCGUAGGGGAAUCUGGGACCUGCUUCUUAAAUACAGACAAGGCCGCACCAUUAUCCUGUCUACCCAUCACAUGGACGAAGCAGACAUCCUGGGUGACCGCAUUGCCAUUAUCUCCCACGGCAAGCUGUGCUGUGUCGGCUCUUCGCUCUUCCUAAAGACCCAGCUGGGCACGGGCUACUACUUGACCCUGGUUAAGAGAGACUACGAUUUGGCACUUCAGUCUUGCAGGAAUUCGGCCAGCACCGUUUCCUAUAGCAAGAAAACCGAAAAGGAGGAUAGCGUUUCUGAGAGCAGUUCAGAUGCAGGCCUUGGCAGCGAACCAGAGAGUGAGACCACCACAAUUGACGUUUCCCUCAUCUCCAACGUGAUAUUUAAGCAUGUGUCAGAAGCUCGCCUGGUGGAAGACGUCGGACAUGAGCUCACUUACAUCUUGCCCUACCAGUCAGCCAAAGAUGGAGCCUUUGUGGAACUCUUUCAUGAGCUUGAUGACCGUCACACUGACCUGGGAAUAUCAAGCUAUGGCAUAUCUGACACCACCCUAGAGGAGAUUUUCUUAAAAGUUGCUGAAGACAGUGGCGUCGAUGCUGUGGAACUUUCAGACGGAGUAGUGCCAACGCGGACUCGUCGCCGUCACGCAUUUGGAGACCAUCAAAGCUGCCUGAAGCCCUUCACUGAAGACGACUUUGACUUCAACGAUUCUGAAGAAUCUCGUGAGACCGACUGGCUUAGUGGAAUAGAUGGUAAAGGCUCAUACCAGGUGAAAGGAUGGAGUCUAAAGCGACAGCAGUUUGUAGCGCUACUCUGGAAAAGAUUCCUGUAUGCUCGGCGUUCCAGGAAAGGCUUUUUCGCCCAGAUUGUCCUCCCAGCUGUAUUUGUGUGUAUCGCCCUGGUGUUCAGUCUAAUUGUGCCUCCAUUUGGAAAGUACCCAAGUCUGGCUCUGGAUCCUGGAAUGUAUGGGGAACAGUUUACCUUCAUCAGUAAUGACUUACCUGAGGACCCUCACACCAACAAACUUCUUGGAGCUCUGACAGACAAACCGGGAUAUGGAACACGUUGCAUGGAAGGACAACCCAUUACGGAUACUCCGUGUGCAGCAAUGGAGGAUGAGUGGUCAGUUCCACAAGUACCUCAAAGUCUAAGGGACAUGUUUGACAAAGGCAACUGGUCCAUGAAGAAUCCAUCUCCUCUGUGCGAGUGCAGCUGUGAGGGACGCAAAAGGAUGCUGCCGGAAUGUCCGAGCGGUGCAGGGGGUCUUCCACCCCCACAGAUUAGGUUAAGCGAUAAAGACACUCUUCAAAAUUUGACUGGUCGAAACGUGUCAGAUUAUCUGGUGAAGACUUACGCUCAGAUCAUUGGCAAAAGCCUGAAGAACAAGAUUUGGGUCAAUGAGUUCAGAUACGGUGGCUUCUCACUUGGGGCCAGAGGCUCCCAGCUUCCUGCCCACAGCGACCAGAUCGACGAUGCCAUUGCUCAACUCCGCAGACGCUUCCAUCUAGAAAGGGGGACAGCAGCAGAUCGUUUCUUCCGUAGUCUCUCCAACUUUAUUCAAGGAUUGAACACCAACAAUAAUGUCAAGAUCUGGUUCAACAACAAGGGCUGGCACAGUAUCGGCUCUUUCCUCAACGUGAUGAACAAUGGAAUCCUUCGAGCAAGCCUGCCAGCCGGCAAAGAUCCUGCCAGGUUUGGCAUCACUGCCUUUAAUCAUCCUCUCAACCUCACCAAGGAACAGCUGUCACAAGUGGCACUAAUGACAACAUCAGUGGAUGUGCUGGUGUCCAUCUGCGUGAUCUUCGCCAUGUCUUUUGUGCCGGCCAGCUUUGUUGUUUUCCUCAUUCAGGAGAGGGUGAACAAGGCCAAACACAUGCAGUUCAUAAGUGGAGUGCAACCUUUCCUCUACUGGCUGGCCAACUUUGUCUGGGACAUGUGUAACUACAUUGUCCCUGCCACACUGGUUAUCAUCAUCUUCAUCUGCUUCCAACAAGAUGCUUAUGUCUCCUCCACCAACCUGCCUGUGCUGGCCUUGCUGCUGCUGCUCUACGGAUGGUCCAUCACCCCUUUGAUGUACCCAGCGUCCUUCUUCUUUAAGAUCCCCAGCACCGCCUACGUGGUUCUGACCAGCGUCAACAUACUGAUCGGAAUCAACGGCAGCGUGUCCACAUUUGUACUGGAGCUGUUUGGAGGCAAUGAGAUCGGUGGUAUCAAUGACAUCCUGAAGAACGUGUUCCUCAUCUUCCCUCACUUCUGUCUGGGGAGAGGCCUGAUCGACAUGGUGAAGAACCAAGCAAUGGCUGAUGCUUUGGAAAGAUUUGGUGAAAACCGUUUCCGUUCUCCCUUGGCUUGGGACAUGGUGGGAAAGAACCUGUUCGCAAUGGCCAUUGAAGGAGUGAUCUUCUUUUGCAUCACUGUCCUCAUUCAGUAUCACUUCUGCAUCAAGGCCAGGUCAUCCUCCAGCCACCUGAAGCCUAUCGGAGAAGAGGAUGAAGAUGUGGCCAGAGAACGACAGAGAAUUCUCAGUGGAGGAGGACAGACCGACAUCUUGGAGCUUCGGCAGCUCACUAAGAUUUAUAAGAGGAAACAGAAGCCGGCUGUGGACCGACUCUGUGUUGGCAUCCCCCCAGGCGAGUGUUUUGGUUUGCUGGGAGUCAAUGGAGCGGGCAAAACCAGCACGUUUAAAAUGCUGACAGGAGACUCGGUGGUCACAAGUGGAGAGGCCUAUCUGGCAGGAAAGAGUGUAACAACAGAAAUAGAUGAGGUGCAUCAGAACAUGGGAUACUGUCCUCAGUUUGAUGCCAUCAAUGACCUGCUGACGGGACGGGAGCACCUUGAGUUCUACGCCAUUCUAAGAGGCGUGCCGGAGAAGGAAGUGUGUGAGGUGGCGGAGUGGGGCAUCCGCAAGUUGGGGUUAGUCAAGUAUGUGGACAAGAAAGCAGGCAGCUACAGUGGAGGCAACAUGAGGAAACUGUCUACUGCCAUCGCUCUCAUAGGAGGACCACCUGUUGUGUUCCUGGAUGAACCGACGACAGGCAUGGACCCUAAGGCACGGCGCGCCCUGUGGAACGCCAUACUGAGCAUCAUCAAAGAGGGACGAUCGGUCGUCCUGACCUCCCACAGCAUGGAGGAAUGUGAAGCACUUUGCACCAGGAUGGCCAUCAUGGUCAACGGCAGGUUCCGCUGCCUGGGGAGUGUGCAGCACCUUAAAAACAGGUUUGGGGAUGGCUACACCAUCAUCCUCAGGGUGGCCGGACCGGACCCAGACCUCCGGCCGGUGACGGAGUUUAUCGAGCAAGAACUACCAGGCAGUAACCUGAAGGAGAAACAUCGCAACAUGCUUCAGUACCAGCUUCCCUCAUCCCUCACCUCCCUUGCACGGAUCUUCUCCCUGCUGGCCACCAACAAGGAGGCACUUAGGAUAGAGGACUACUCUGUCUCUCAGACCACUUUAGACCAAGUGUUUGUAAAUUUUGCCAAGGACCAAAGUGAUGAGGACCACUUAAAAGACAUCCACCUAAGCAAACGGGACGCCGUCGUGGUGGACGUUUCCCAGCUCAACUCUUUCCUCAUGGACAACAAGACCAGGGAGAGCUGUGUUUGAUUCCAGCAGUGGGUACUGCCAUGCGCCAUCCCCCCUCACCGCCCCCCAGAAAAUCUGAAGUGGACGACGGGCCUUUUUUUUUUGUUUGUUUCUCAUUUAUAGUCUUCUUUUCUUUUCUUUUUUUUAUCGUAAAUCCUCAGUGGGACCUGCUGUUAAACGCACAGCCUCUGAAGACGUGACGAGGCAGAUCGCAGGGUUUUUUUUUUUUUCGUGAAAGACACUGAACUUGAUGCAAAUCAAUGCAAGAAAUCUCUAUAUUUAAAGACGUGUGAGGGUUUGGAGACCGGCGCUUCUUCCCCUCCACCGUAUCGGACACUUGAAGUGCGUGUUUGACUGGGAGAGUGGCCAAGCUGCCCAGUUUUUUUUUUUCAGUUUUUUUUUUGAAAGCCUAUUCCGAAAAGUUCCGAUCAUUCACUGCCAACUGCAAAAAAAAAAAAAAAAGGACUAACAAUUCUUAUUCAGGGUCUGAUCUCUUUGUUACCGACAGCAGUUUUAUAACACAGUCCGACUCAUUUCAAAGGAGGAACACCAAACGUUUUUACACAUGACAUUUAUUUUUGGUUUUUUCGGAUGUAUACGAUAAGUCGUAACUUUGUUGUAUUUUUGGAAAAACUCGUUUUUUUAUUGGUUUCUCCUUGACGUGGUUCAUCACAGUGCCUAUGUGAAGGGGAGGAGUACAUCCGAGCACUCCUUUUUAUGAAGGACAACAACAAAAUAGGCCCCCAGGGAACGUUCCAGACAAAGCACAGAAACUGCUUUUUUUUUUUUUUUCAAAGGAAGCUCUCACGUCUCGAAACGUGCAACACGCCGUCUUGAAAUGGUUGUGACUCCCUUCGAGUGGAAACGGACGAACAAUGUAAGCUCCGAUUAUUGCAUGCUCUCCUCCGCUUUGAAGCCAUGUACUUGUGGGCUUUACAUCCAAUUGUUGUUAGUGGGGAUGGAAGUAGAAAGGCGGCGCUCGCGCAUGCGUAACGCCGAAAAAGUACCACUAUUGGAACUGAAGAUGGCGCUAGAGUUGGACGUAGAUGUUUCUGUGCAGUAAGCGGUCUUGUGGCGUUAACAAAAAUAUGUCUGCGGCGGAAUCAAGAAAGUAUCUGUGCCAAAUUGAGCUACAUACAGUAGGGAAGGGAUUCAUAAAGCCACAUUCCAUGAGAGGAAGAUUAGGGGGUUAAUAAUUUUGUGCAAUGCAGUCUGCUGAAAAUGACGGAAAGCGCCACUCUACAUAUUAACGGACGCUGUGGUCAAAGUUGGAACACAUUUUAAGAUAUCCGACGCUGGCCGAUUAAGCGGACAGUGCACCCUCUGGAUUUGUCACGUUUCAUGUGUCGGGUACAUCGCGAAAAAUCCCGUUUCGACUGCAUUUAUCAACCGGCAGAGACAACUGUUUUGUAAAAAUUGAAAUGUGUAGAUUCAUGUUUCCCCAAUUCAAAGCAAUGGUCAAAGGAGGGGGUUAAUCAUUUUUGCAAUGCAGUCUGCUGAAAAGGACCGAAAGCGCCACUCUACAUAUUAACUUGUGAAAGUUGGAACUGCCACCAAAAACGCAUUUUAAAAUAUCCAACACUGGCGGAUAAAGCGGACAGUGCACCCUCUGGAUUUGUCACGUUUCAUGUGUCGGGUACAUUGCGAAAUCCCUUUUCUACUGCAUUUAUCAACCAGCAGAGACAACCGUUUUGUAAAAAUUUAAAAUGUGUAGUUUCACGUUUCCCCAAUUCAAAGCAAUCGUCAAAAAAGGGGGUUAAUCAAUUUUGCAAUGCAAUCUGCUGAAAAUGUCGGAAAGCGCCACUCUACAUAUUAACUGUGAAAGUUGGAACUGCCACCAAAAACUAAUUUUAAGAUAUCCAACACUGGCGGAUAAAGCGGACAGUGCACCCUCUGGAUUUGUCACGUUUCAUGUGUCGGGUACAUCGCGAAAAAUCCCUUUUCAACUGCAUUUAUCAACCGGCAGAGACAACUGUUUUAUAAAAAUUGAAUAGUGUAGUUUCACGUUUCUCCAAUUCAAAGCAAUCAUCAAAGGAGGGGGUUAAUCAUUUUUGCAAUGCAAUCUGCUGAAAAUGACAGAAAGCGCCACUCUACAUAUUAACUUGUGAAAGUUGGAACUGCCACCAAAAACACAUUUUAAGAUAUCCAACACUGGCGGAUAAAGCGGACAGUGCACCCUCUGGAUUUGUCACGUUUCAUGUGUCGGGUACAUUGCGAAAUCCCUUUUCUACUGCAUUUAUCAACCAGCAGAGACAACCGUUUUGUAAAAAUUUGAAAUGUGUAGUUUCACGUUUCCCCAAUUCAAAGCAAUCGUCAAAAAAGGGGGUUAAUCAAUUUUGCAAUGCAAUCUGCUGAAAAUGUCGGAAAGCGCCACUCUACAUAUUAACUGUGAAAGUUGGAACUGCCACCAAAAACACAUUUUAAGAUAUCCAACACUGGCGGAUAAAGCGGACAGUGCAUCCUCUGGAUUUGUCACGUUUCAUGUGUCGGGUACAUUGCGAAAUCUCUUUUGUACUGCAUUUAUCAACCAGCAGAGACAACCGUUUUGUAAAAUUUGAAUAGUGUAGUUUCACGUUUCUCCAAUUCAAAGCAAUCAUCAAAGGAGGGGGUUAAUCAUUUUUGCAAUGCAAUCUGCUGAAAAUGACAGAAAGCGCCACUCUACAUAUUAACUGUGAAAGUUGGAGCUGCCACCAAAAACACAUUUUAAGAUAUCCAACACUGGCGGAUAAAGCGGACAGUGCACCCUCUGGAUUUGUCACGUUUCAUGUGUCAGGUACAUUGCGAAAUCCCUUUUCUACUGCAUUUAUCAACCAGCAGAGACAACCGUUUUGUAAAAAUUUGAAAUGUGUAGUUUCACGUUUCCCCAAUUCAAAGCAAUCGUCAAAAAAGGGGGUUAAUCAAUUUUGCAAUGCAAUCUGCUGAAAAUGUCGGAAAGCGCCACUCUACAUAUUAACAGUGAAAGUUGGAACUGCCACCAAAAACACAUUUUAAGAUAUCCAACACUGGCGGAUAAAGCGGACAGUGCAUCCUCUGGAUUUGUCACGUUUCAUGUGUCGGGUACAUUGCGAAAUCUCUUUUGUACUGCAUUUAUCAACCAGCAGAGACAACCGUUUUGUAAAAUUUGAAUAGUGUAGUUUCACGUUUCUCCAAUUCAAAGCAAUCAUCAAAGGAGGGGGUUAAUCAUUUUUGCAAUGCAAUCUGCUGAAAAUGACAGAAAGCGCCACUCUACAUAUUAACUGUGAAAGUUGGAGCUGCCACCAAAAACACAUUUUAAGCCGUAUUUCCUUGAAUUGCCGCAGGGCAUAUAGUAUGCGCCUGCCUUGAAUUACCGCCUGGUCAAACUCGUGAAGUCACGAGUGACACUUCCCCUGUCAUCAUUUUCAAAAUGGAGGAGGCUGAUUUCAAUACUGGUAAUUUGAAAUCGCAUAAAGGGAAGAAAAUUAAGAGCUAUUCUGUAGGAUUUAAGGUCGAAGCUUACAUCACACUCAAAUUUUUACUGCAUACCUUUGGUAAGUGCCGGAGGUAGAAGAGGUUUUAAAAUAAUUAAGCGCAUGCUCACUUUUACCGCAUGCCUUUGGUAAGCGCAGGAGUGAGAAUAGGUUUUAAAUUAAUUAGCGCCCCGGCGGCAAUUCAAGGAAAUACAGUAUCCAACACUGGUGGCUAAAGCGGAUCACGCACCCUCUUGAUUUGUCACGUUUCAUGUGUCUGGUAAAUUGCGAAAUCCCUUUUCUACUGCAUUUAUCAACCAGCGGAGACAACUGUUUUGUAACAUUUCAAUUCAAAGCAAUCGUUCAAAGGACAUCUGAUGUAAAAUAGUGACAAGUUGCCAAACUGUGCUGCCAUGACUUCCAACGACAACUAUGGACUGGACACGAUCUGGUACCACAGAAACUGAGUUAAUCCGACCAAAUGAUUACGAUACAUAUCCAGGGCUCAAUUUGAUGGUAGGCUUGUAUUACCGGUGCUCAGUGUUAUCACAGAAAGGGUUUCCUUAGAUCUCUGGACUAGUUAGAAAAGCUGUUACGCUUCAUAAUGUUGAAGAAGAAAAAGAAAAAGAAAAAAAAAGCUAGAUUAAAGCCGAUGGGAUAUCAAAAAACAAAACAAAGAAAAGAUACUGCACUGGAGCACCGAAACA
Molecule: messenger RNA, 11146 nt
Organism: Nerophis ophidion (straightnose pipefish)
Lineage: Eukaryota; Metazoa; Chordata; Actinopteri; Syngnathiformes; Syngnathidae
Product: phospholipid-transporting ATPase ABCA1-like
Exons: 49
Coding region: 226-7032 (2268 amino acids)
Biological process (GO): transmembrane transport; lipid transport
Cellular component (GO): membrane; intracellular membrane-bounded organelle
Molecular function (GO): ABC-type transporter activity; ATP binding; ATP hydrolysis activity
Source: RefSeq, a predicted model, not a curated record